Molecule: messenger RNA, 4918 nt
Organism: Zingiber officinale
Lineage: Eukaryota; Viridiplantae; Streptophyta; Magnoliopsida; Zingiberales; Zingiberaceae
Product: ABC transporter G family member 39-like
Exons: 20
Coding region: 22-4566 (1514 amino acids)
Cellular component (GO): membrane
Molecular function (GO): ATP binding; ABC-type transporter activity; ATP hydrolysis activity
Source: RefSeq, a predicted model, not a curated record
UUGUCCUGCAAGGCGUCCUGCAUGAACAGUACGGCCGGAUUACUUCGCUCGUCUCAUUCUGCGCGAGAACAAGAGGAAGAGCACCAUCAGCAUCGACAAGAAACGCUUCUCCAUCUCCUUCCCAAAUUGCCAUCCAUUAUUUAUACUCCCUCCCCCUCUCGCUUCUCCUAUGCCUUACUCUUUGCAGGUGGUCGCCGCGGCUCCAUGGCGAACGAGCUCCCGAGGACCGGUAGUAGCCGGAGCUGGGCCGACAGCUUCCGGGACGCCUCCGGCGUCUUCCUCAAAAGCGAAUCAAGCGACGACGAGGAGGACCUGCGACAGGCGGCACUGGAGAAGCUGCCGGCCAACGGCCGCGCGCGGAAGGGGGUCGUGCGGCCGGACGUGGCGGAUUUCAGCGGUGAGGUUGAACUCCGGCGCCUCGGACUCCACGAGAAGAAGCUUCUGCUGGAGAAAAUCUUCAAGGUGGUGGAGGAGGACAACGAGCGGUUCCUCAAGCGCCUCCGAGAACGAAUCGACCGGGUGGGAUUGGAACUUCCGAAAAUUGAGGUUCGAUACCAGAAUCUGUCACUGGAGGCAGAUGUUUAUGUUGGUAGCAGAGCUCUUCCUUCCCUGUGGAAUACCACCCUGAACAUCUUAGAGGGUUUUUUUGGUCUUCUGCAACUCUCUCCAUCCAAGAAAAGGACUAUAAAUAUUCUUGACAAUGUCAGUGGGAUACUGAAGCCGUCAAGGAUGACUUUGCUUCUUGGACCUCCAGCAUCAGGGAAGACAACACUCUUGCUUGCACUAUGUGGGAAACUUGAUAAUUCUCUUAGGAAAUCAGGUAGAAUUACAUAUUGUGGCCAUGAACUAUCAGAAUUUGUUCCCCAGAGAACUUGUGCAUAUAUCAGUCAAUUAGACCUUCACAAUGGAGAGAUGACAGUUCGAGAAACCCUUGACUUCUCUGGACGGUGUUUGGGUGUGGGUACAAGGUAUGAGAUGUUGUCAGAAUUGUCAAGACGGGAGAGAUAUGCUGGAAUUAAGCCAGACCCUGAAAUUGAUGCUUUCAUGAGGGCUACAUCAAUCAAGGGGCAGAAAACCAGUAUAGCAACAGAUUAUAUCCUGAAGGUACUUGGUCUGGAUAUUUGCGCAGACAUCCUUGUUGGUGAUGAAAUGAGAAGAGGCAUCUCUGGGGGACAAAAAAAGCGAAUGACCACUGGAGAGAUGUUGACUGGUCCUGCAAGAGCAUUGUUCAUGGAUGAAAUAUCUACUGGACUUGACAGCUCUACCACUUUUCAGAUAGUCAAGUUCAUCAGACAAAUGGUUCAUGUCCUGGAUGGAACAGUGUUGAUCUCUCUUCUACAACCUGCACCUGAGACAUUUGAACUUUUUGAUGAUGUUAUAUUACUUUCUGAGGGACAAAUCAUAUACCAAGGUCCUCGAGAGAAUGUUCUUGAGUUCUUUGGAUCUCUUGGUUUCAAAUGUCCUGAAAGGAAAGGGGUCGCAGAUUUUCUUCAAGAGGUAACUUCAAGAAAGGAUCAAGAACAGUACUGGUAUGUCAAGGACCAACGUUACCGUUAUAUUUCAGUUUCAGAGUUUGUGCAGCAUUUUAAAUCAUUUCAUGUUGGAAAACGGCUUUCAGAGGACCUAGUUGUUCCUUUUGAUAGAAGGAAAGCACAUCGUGCUGCACUCACUAGAGAAAAAUAUGGCAUUUCUAAAUGGGAACUUCUCAAGGCUUGCUUGUCAAGAGAAUGGUUGCUAAUGAAACGCAACUCAUUUCUCUAUGUUUUCAAAACUACCCAAAUAACCAUACUUUCAUUGAUAGCCAUGACUGUGUUUCUAAGAACUACAAUGCAUCAUAACACAAUUGCCGAUGGUGACAAGUUCUAUGGCUCAUUGUUUUACAGUUUGGUCAAUGUGAUGUUUAAUGGGAUGGCAGAUAUAUCAAUGACCAUCUACAAGUUGCCAGUUUUCUAUAGACAAAGAGAUUUCUUAUUUUUCCCACCAUGGGCUUUUGGAUUGUCAUAUUGGCUCCUGAAGAUUCCUCUAUCCUUGUUGGAAUCUGGAAUCUGGAUUAUCCUGACAUACUACUCAAUUGGUUUUGCUCCCUCCGUCGGACGUUUCUUCCGUCAGUUCCUAGCACUUUUCCUUGUACACCAAGUGUCUCUCUCUCUUUUCCGCUUUAUUGCCGCAGCUGGAAGAACUAUGGUUAUGGCCAAUACAUUUGGAACAUUUGCUCUACUUAUUGUGUUUGUUCUAGGAGGAUUCGUCGUCUCUAAAGAUGAUAUCAAGCCUUGGUGGAUCUGGGGUUACUGGAGUUCUCCGAUGAUGUAUGGGCAAAAUGCAAUAGCUAUUAAUGAGUUCCUUGACCAUAGAUGGAACACUCCAAACAAUGACACCAAUGUCAAUGCACCAACAAUAGGAACAGCCAUUCUAAAAUCUCGAGGACUGUUUGUUGAUGGUUAUUGGUAUUGGAUUUCUAUCGGAGCACUUGUAGGCUUUGCCCUUCUCUUCAAUAUGUUGUUUAUACUUUCACUUACCUUUUUGAACCCUAUUGGAAGUUCUCAACAUUUUGUCAUUGAUGAGGAAUCAGAAAGUAACAAAAGAAAGAAUUUGUUAGCAGACAAAGACCAGAGUUUUGAACUGAUAAGAAGUAGCUGGAAAUCUGCUACACCUGAUUUAGAAGCUGCUGGUCGAAGAAACAGCUUGGAGAUUGAGAGUUUCAAUUCUUCAGUUCAUCCAGCUAGGAGGGGAAUGGUGCUGCCUUUUCAGCCACUUUCUCUUGCUUUCAGACAUUUGAACUACCAUGUUGAUAUGCCUACAGAAAUGAAGAACCAAGGAGUCAAGGAAGAUCAUCUCCAAUUGCUAUCUAAUGUAAGUGGUGCAUUGAGGCCUGGUGUGCUGACAGCAUUGGUUGGAGUAAGUGGAGCAGGAAAGACUACCUUAAUGGAUGUUCUGGCAGGAAGAAAAACUGGUGGUUAUAUUAAAGGCCGUAUCAGCAUUUCUGGCUAUCCUAAAAAGCAAGAGACGUUUGCUCGGAUUAGUGGUUACUGUGAACAAAAUGACAUCCACUCACCUUAUGUGACUGUUUAUGAAUCGCUUGUAUACUCUGCUUGGCUGCGUCUUGCCCCCGAAAUAGACAAGGAAAUACGAGAGAUGUUUGUGGAGGAGGUCAUGGAGUUAGUUGAACUGGAUGUAAUGAGAGAUGCUUUGGUUGGAGUUCCAGGGAUUGACGGUUUAUCAACAGAGCAGAGAAAAAGACUCACAAUUGCUGUUGAGCUGGUCGCAAAUCCAUCCAUUAUUUUCAUGGACGAGCCAACAUCAGGUCUAGAUGCUAGAGCUGCAGCCAUAGUCAUGCGGACAGUGAGAAACACAGUGAACACUGGACGAACUGUUGUUUGUACAAUCCACCAACCAAGCAUAGACAUAUUUGAAUCUUUCGAUGAGCUACUUUUGAUGAAGAGGGGAGGUCAAAUUAUAUAUGCUGGAGCAAUUGGGCAUCACUCUCGCAAGGUUAUAGAAUACUUUCAAGCAGUUCCUGGGGUUCCUAAGAUUAAUGAAGGCUAUAACCCUGCAACAUGGAUGCUGGAAGUAACUUCUCCUUCAGUUGAAGAUAGCAUUAAUGUGGAUUUUGCUCAAGUAUACGCUCACUCCUCUCUUUGCCGGAAAAAUAAACAACUUAUCAAGGCACUGUUUGUUCCUUCAGUGGAUUCAGAGGACUUGCAUUUUCCAACGAAAUAUGCCCAGAGUUUUGGUACUCAAUGCAUAGCUUGUUGUUGGAAACACUACUGGUCAUAUUGGAGAAACCCACAAUAUAAUGGUGUCCGGUUCUUCAUUACAAUAGUCAUCGGCCUUAUUUUUGGCACCAUGUUUUGGCAAAAGGGUGACAAUAUAAACAAGGAACAAGAUGUUUUGGAUCUAGUUGGAGCUAUAUAUGCUGCUAUUUUCUUUCUUGGAGCCACCAAUGCUAUGACAGUGCAACCAGUUGUGGGUAUUGAAAGGACUGUCUUUUAUCGUGAACGAGCAGCAGGGAUGUAUUCGGCCCUGGCUUAUGCGUUUGCUCAAGUUAACGUCGAGAUGGUAUACGUACUGGCACAGGGGCUGAUCUACACCCUGCUCCUCUUCCCCAUGAUUGGCUUUGGCUGGCACACAAGCAACUUCCUUUGGUUCUUAUUCUUCAUUAUAGCAUGUUUUUCCUACUUCAUUCUCUAUGGUAUGAUGGUGGUAGCACUCACACCUAACCACCAAGUCGCGGCAAUCCUCUCAAGUUUCUUCUACACCUUCUGGAACUUGUACGCAGGCUUCCUAAUAACCCGACCGUCAAUGCCUGUAUGGUGGAGGUGGUAUUGCUGGGGUGACCCUGUAGCUUGGACGAUAUAUGGUCUUGUGGCAUCCCAACUUGGACAGAACGACAAAUCGAUUGAGAUCCCCGGAGAAAGCAAUGUUACAGUGAAGCAAUUCCUGAAACACUACUUUGGCUAUCAACAUAGUUUCCUUGCCUAUGUUGCUUUGGCUCACUUGGCUUUCAUCCUCCUCUUCUUCUUCCUCUUUGUUUACUGUAUCAAGUACCUCAACUUCCAGAAAAGAUGAGAAAAGUAAGAAAUCGUCGGGGCACGUUUGGAAUUAACAUAUUACUCUGAUAAAUAAGAGGAGAGCAUGCAUCACUACUAUCAUAGCCAUAGCCCUUGCUGAAUUUGCCAAAGAAAAUGAUGUAUUGGCACUAUGGAUGAUUCAUCAAGAAGAGUUCUGCUUGUUGCUCUUUUCUUGUGCCUAUUUUGCUUCAGGUUGUUUUACGGAUGUAACUUUUGUAAGUUUGUGGUGAAGUGGUGAACACAUGGAUUGUAAGUUCAAAUAAGAAUGUGUUUCAGUUUACCAUGAAGGUAACAAGAGGGACUGUGUAUCGAUAUUGUUUGUAUACAUUAGUUAUGUUUGAGUUGAUCCA